AUGCACCCACCUUCCCUUGCUGUGCCCCUGCAAACUCUCCUUCCCCCCCUCCUCACCCCCCUUCUUCCCACUCCUCCAGUGGCGGGGAUGGGCGAGGCAGACGAUCCGCUGUUCCUGGGGUUUGGAGGGCACCGCCUGGCCGUGUCACGGCAGCUCGCAUGCACCCCCAUGAACGUGGGCUCGGGGGACGUUGCUGACGACCCCCUGCCGUGUGUCCUGGACCCUACACGUACCACGAUACCAUGCGUGCUGCGCUUACAAUUUGAUGCCAUCCCUUCCCGUCCUGGCCUGCUCUCCCUGCUAGGCCUGUUUUCACCCACACUACUCCUCUGCCUGCAGCCCCAUCACCCACCCUCACGUCCCACUUCCCACCACUGCCUCUCGUCCGCGUGCUCCCACUGCCCCCACUGCCCGCCCUACCACCGGCAGGCAUGGAGGGCGAGCCUGCAGGCUCAUUCUCCUACAGCAUGCUCUUCAACCUCCCUGCCACCGUCUACUAUGAUGACGGCGCCCUGCCAGGCGGAGCACAGCACAUCACCCUCUCUUCUCCCUCCACCUCCGCCGCCUCCUCUGCCAGUGUUCUUUCUAACGGUGCUCCCUUCGACAGGAGACGAUGCUGCUGGUCAAGUCAAUGCCAGUGACAGCACCACCACUUCUAGUACCGCGCUCUUCCCCACCUCCGACCCCACUCCUACCUUCAACCCCACUUCAAACCCAAACCCCAAACCAACUCCGCCAUCCACCACUACACCUUCCUCCUCCUCCGCGUCGCUGGUCUAUCUCUGUGCACCGGGGUGCGGGCUGCAGCGGUUGGCGAACGGGGUGUGCGAUGCGCCGUGCAACACGCGUGCAUGUGCCUUUGAUGGAGGGGACUGCGCGUGUGUGGACCCGCUCUUUGGCCCCGGCAUCUGCGCCUGCCCGCCCGCCCACACUCGCCGAGACGACGGCUCGGUGGGGACCAACCUCAACUUCCCCUUCUCUCUGCAGCGCUACGGCCCCAACUACACCGAAACCAACCACGCCUUUGCUGCUGAGCGAGACACCGCUGCCAACCGCUUUGUAUCGCAUCACAACCGGCUGUUGAUAGGCAUGGUACUGCAGCAGGACAGGUGGGGAACGGAGGUCUGCACCGGACAAGGGGUGCUGCACCUGGGAGGCUGGUGCAGCAAUGGCCCGUCCAGUGAACCCUUUGGUGUGAACCCGCACUUCCUGCCCACCUCGCCCAUCUACGACAGCGCUGCCAGCGCCAAUAUGACCCAGCUCGACAACAGCACGUUUGGAUCCAAGCUGCUCUUCAACCCGCAGGGCCUCCCGUACGGCUUCAUCUACCCUGUUGACGAGCUGCAGCACUUCCCCCUGGUGUUUGACAUCAACCUGGACAACGACGCGGCCACGCGGCGCCUGCACUACCUCAUGGAGGGCGGGUACAUUGACAACAGCACUCGCAGCGUCGACGUCACCUUCAUCACCUUCAACGGUACUAAACCGCUGUUUCUGCAGCAGCAGCAGCAGCAGCAGCAGCAGCAACGGUUAUGCUUUCUCUGGCGUUCUGCUUGUGUGCACUGCACGGCAACCCACUCCUCGUGUGGCGCAUGCUCUGCUCCUAUCGCCCCUCUCCUGCGAGGCGCGCACGUUCGUGCUGACCACAGUAACUUGCACCGUGAACACGGGCGGGCAGAUCGGCGUGACGAUAAAGUCGCAGCCAGCGGCGAUGCACAUGUGGCGGCGGCACGCGAGAUGAUGGACCAUGUGCACAUGGAGGGCUCUGUGCUGGGGUACUUUGGCCUCGUGUGGAACUGGGUCGAUCUCUUCUCACUCGCGCUGCAGUUCACUGCUAUUGUCAUCUGGUUGGUGCUGUGGAGGGCAGUGGAGUCAUUUGACAUGCAGCCGCGCUACAACAUCUACUACUCGCUGCUGGAGAUGCCGCGCUACUGGGCCGUGCCCAACCCGCCGAUGGGGUUCCUGCUGGCGGGACAGGCCUUCCUGGACCUGCGCUACAUCAUCAACAUGCGCGCCGUGUACUUCGCCCUGCAAGGCAUCAACCUGUUCCUGAUGAUGGUGCGUCUGCUCAAGUUGAUGGUCUUCCACCCGUACCUGGGGAGCGUUGAGGUUCCUCGAAACGAAAACGCACCUCCUCCUGCCGUCCUUACUUACCCCACGCAUCCCCUGCCCUCUCCCAGCCUGUUCCUGAUGAUGGUGCGUCUGCUCAAGUUCAUGGACUUCCAGCCAUACCUGGGCGUCAUCACGCGCUCGCUCGCCCUCGCCACGCCCUCGCUGCUGCACUUCUUCCUGCUCUCCUUCGCUGUCUUCUUCUGCUUCAGCAUGUAUGCCUACCUCGUCUUCGGAGGCGCUCUCGAACAGGUGUGUGGGUGUGAUGAGGAGCAGUUCUCCACGAUCCUCACCUCCAUGUUCUCCUGCUUCCUGCUGCUCCUCAACGACAACUCCUCCGCCUACUUCUUCCAGCGCCUCGAGUCCUGGGACCUCAUCGCAGCGAUGCUAUUCUUCCUCAUGUUCAUCGUGCUCAUGGUCUUCAUCCUCCUCAACUUCCUCAUCGCCAUAAUUGUUGAUGCGUUCAUGAGCGUCAAGGACAGCAAUGUGGUCGCCACGUCUAUUACGUCGGAUGUUGCGCAUAUUGUCAAGUACAAGUGGAACUGCUGGUGCGGGCGUUACAUGCCGUACUCGCGCCUGCUGCGGCACCUUGUGAACCUCGGCGCCAAGGACACGCGCGUGGAUGACGCGGACCGUCGGAUGCGCCGCUACAAGUCGAUCCAACGGCGGGUGGGGUCUGUGUUCUCCAGCCGGGUUGGCAGCGGCCACACCGCCUCCUCGUCGCACUUCACGCGUGCAGCCGACUCGCACCCCGCCUUCCCCGCGGCGGCCGUGCCUCGGGUGCGGAAGCAGCACGUGCUGACUGUGAAGGACAAGCGCAUUGAUGAAAUCUCCCUCUCCAUUAUCUUGCAGCGACGCCUCGACCGCGAGCGGGCGCGCGGGCACCAGUCAGCAUCCAUGAAGCCAUUGGACCCCGUGCACUCUGCAGUCGUGUUCUCAUCCGUGGGCUCGGGCACGGGAGCGCAUGACACGGGAAUGGAGGAGCUGUCGCAGGCGCUGGUGCUGCAGUGCGGCGAGGUGGUGAAGCAGUCGGCGCUGCCAGUCAAGAAGCCCGUGCUGAAGCUCAGCCUGGCGCACAUCCAGGAGGAGGUGGUGCGAAGCCAGCAGGCGGUGGAGGAGGUGAGGGGCAUGGUGGUGGAGCUACAGAGCGAGGCAUCCCCCACACACUCCACACUGAGGCAGCAGUCGCCUGAGCACGGGCUGUGCCAGAAAAGGCUGAGCGCAGAGAGCAGGGAUGAAGGGGACGAUGGCACGGCAGGAGAUGAGGGGGCGGUGGGGGAUUUGCAGCAGGCAGUAGGUAGUUCGGGUGGUGCAAGGAUAGGGUGUUUGGGAGGUGGCUUCUUUCAAUCUGUAAGGCACCACAUGUUUCACCUCAUGCGGAAAUGA
Molecule: messenger RNA, 3495 nt
Organism: Closterium sp. Naga37s-1
Lineage: Eukaryota; Viridiplantae; Streptophyta; Zygnematophyceae; Desmidiales; Closteriaceae
Source: the annotation of a GenBank genome assembly